Nannospalax galili (Upper Galilee mountains blind mole rat) is the source of this 1852-nucleotide messenger RNA. RefSeq names its product F-box only protein 44. Gene Ontology annotation, cellular component: cytoplasm; SCF ubiquitin ligase complex. Bases 88 to 1008 code for a protein of 306 amino acids. The record is from RefSeq and is a predicted model, not a curated record. NCBI's taxonomy places the organism in Eukaryota, Metazoa, Chordata, Mammalia, Rodentia, Spalacidae. The transcript is spliced from 6 exons. Gene Ontology annotation, biological process: SCF-dependent proteasomal ubiquitin-dependent protein catabolic process; glycoprotein catabolic process. Gene Ontology annotation, molecular function: protein binding; ubiquitin protein ligase activity.
GCUCCGCCCUCGCCCGGCGCCCCGCAGCCACACCGAGCCUAGCGGACACGCGAGGUCCCGACACGGCCGGCGGUCGCUGUGCAGUGGAUGGGGUGGGGUCUGAUGCUCGCUUUUUGGAUAGCUGCGGGAGGGGACCCUGGACGCGGCGACCUGGGACACGGAGGGUGUGGGCCCCCGACCAGACCGAAUUGGGGGUACGAGCUCCUUCCGGCCCCCCAGGAGGGGUCAGGAGCCACCGCCAUGGCCGUGGGCAACAUUAACGAGUUGCCAGAGAACAUUCUCCUGGAGCUGUUCACCCAUGUGCCCGCCCGCCAGCUGCUGCUGCGCUGCCGCCCGGUCUGCAGCCUCUGGAGAGACCUCAUUGACCUGGUGACACUCUGGAAGCGUAAGUGCCUUCGAGAGGGCUUCAUCACAGAGGACUGGGACCAGCCCGUGGCGGACUGGAAGAUCUUCUACUUCCUGCGCAGUCUCCGAAGAAACCUCCUGCACAACCCGUGUGCGGAAGAGGGAUUUGAGUUCUGGAGCCUAGAUGUGAAUGGAGGCGAUGAGUGGAAGGUAGAAGAUCUCUCCAGAGACCAGCGGAAGGCAUUUCCCAAUGACCAGGUCAAGAAAUACUUCGUGACCUCCUAUUACACCUGCCUCAAGUCCCAGGUGGUGGACCUCAAGGCUGAAGGGUAUUGGGAGGACCUGAUGGACACCACCCGGCCGGACAUCGAGGUCAAGGACUGGUUCGCCGCCAGGCCAGACUGCGGGUCCAAGUACCAGCUGUGCGUCCAGCUCCUGUCAUCCGCACAUGCACCUCUGGGGACCUUCCAGCCAGACCCUGCAAUGAUCCAGCAGAAGAGCGAUGCCAAGUGGAGGGAGGUCUCCCACACAUUCUCCAACUACCCUCCCGGCGUCCGCUACAUCUGGUUUCAGCACGGCGGUGUGGAUACUCAUUACUGGGCCGGCUGGUAUGGACCGAGGGUCACCAACAGCAGCAUCACCAUCGGGCCCCCGCUGCCCUGAUGCCCCCUGAACCCCCAUCCUCUGAAUCCUGACUGGUAAAUGGCUGUCCAAAAAUGCUGGGCUUGGGAAGGGGAGGUGAAGCCAGGCAUCUCCAGACUGCCCCCAGCCACCUCCUCUGUGUGGAGCUCUUAGUGUCUGGGCCAUCUCCCCUCUGUGGAGGUCAGCCCUCCAAGGUCACGACACACAUGACUGCAGGUCAACCAGCUGCCCCUCUAAGGAGUUCAGUUAGGAGUUCCUUAGGAGUUCCUCUAAGCAGAUGCAGGGCUGGGGGUGUCUCCAGGUUUAUCAGAGAGGGAUCCCCAAGCUCAAAUGCUUGCCCAGAUGAGUCUAUCCCCCAUCCCCCAAGACCUCACUCCCUGUCCUCUUCAAGAGUCCUUAGAACAGGGACAAGCAAGAUACCUGGGGCUGCCUUCUACAGUGCAGAGCAGGGAGACAGAGCUGAGGUAGCAGGGGGCUCUGCUGGCUGGUCCUCUGCCUGGUUGUCAGAGGCUAUGCACCCCUCCCUCUGCCUGCUUGGAAGAAGGAGCUUUAUCCCAAAGGCUCAGGCUGGCCACAGAUAACAGGUGGGCCCAGGGUGGGCUGAGGAUCAGGCUGGGUGGAGACUGUCAUUAGGAAAGCCCAGGAAGCCAGGUGGGUACCAGGGGAAAGCAGGAUUCCCUGGAGGACCCAGGGCAUCCUGCUCAGGGCAGAAUGGAACUCAAUUCUGAGAGCUGGGGUCGGGGAGCAGGGUAGAAGGCCCAGGCCAGGCUUCCCACCCAACCGAUGAGGUUGCCACUCCCACAAUGUCUCCUCCACUCCACCUUCCCUUCUACAGCACACAGCCAAAUAAAAGUUUUCCCAGCCA